CUUUCAUGCAGCUAUGGGAACACCUCUUGGUCCUGUUAGAAUAAAUCUCGGAGAUAAGAUCAAGGACCAAUUUGUUGUGAAGAGAAAAAUCGGCGAAGGAGCUUGCGGACAAGUUUACCUGGUGAAUAUCGUCGACCAAAAUGGAAAGAUCAGAGGAAAGGCUGCAAUGAAAGUGGAACCAUUAAUGAAGAGCAAAGAUGACGAAAUUCUUAAAAUGGAAAUAUUCGUGUUGAAGAAAAUUCAAAACUCCCAUCACGUUUGCCGAUGUCUUGCUUCUGGAAAAAUGGAUUCCUACACUUUUCUUGUGAUGAGUCUGCUGGGGAAGGAGCUUUCAGAUAUCAGAAGGCGCCUACCAAAUAGGAAGAUUAGUGUACCGUCAACUCUGAGAAUAUCAAUUCAAGUCGUUAGGGGUUUGCAAGACAUACAUGAAGCUGGAUUUAUACAUAGGGAUGUAAAGCCAAGUAAUCUAGCUAUGGGCCUUUACAAUACGCAGGUGGUAUAUGUCUUUGAUUUCGGCCUCGCUCGACAGAUCUUACUUCCUGAUGCCACUGGGAGGCUAAAGUUGCGCGAACCAAGGGUGAAGGUGAUGUUUCGCGGAACGGUACGUUACUGCUCGCUAAAUGUCCACCAACACAAGGAACAGGGACGUCAUGAUGAUCUAUAUGGCGGAUUGUACUCUAUGAUAGAGUGCGUAACAGGUGCUCUCCCAUGGAGAGGAAUGGUGAGAAAAGAGGCAGCCAAAGUCAAAGAGAAUACAACGGACGCUGUUCUUUGCAAGGCAUGUCCUCCUUCCUUCUUAGAAUGGGCAAUGACGUUGCGAAAGUUGACUUACCGCGAUAUACCCCCAUACAAACUUUUUAUGGAAAAGUUGAGGCAGGAUCUACCUCCAAAAAUCAAGAUGACAGACCCUUACGAGUGGAACAAACCCGGUGAGAAAGUCAUAGAGAAAGAAGGCGGUGGUGUGAAAAGCGAUCGCGCAGAAGCUGACAAGGACAAUGCCGCUGAUAGGAAAACAUUGGACGAAGUGGAUGAAAGCGUUGUUACAGAAGAGAAAGGCUCUAGUAUGGCGAGCGUGGACACUGAAGAGUAUGCUAAAGAAGAUACAUUAGAAGGAAUUUGAGAUUAAAAGUUUAUGAUGU
This is a messenger RNA of Cylicocyclus nassatus, 1139 nucleotides long. The record is from the annotation of a GenBank genome assembly. Lineage: Eukaryota; Metazoa; Nematoda; Chromadorea; Rhabditida; Strongylidae.